Vigna angularis (adzuki bean) is the source of this 908-nucleotide messenger RNA. Its product is annotated as outer envelope pore protein 24, chloroplastic. Gene Ontology annotation, biological process: regulation of monoatomic ion transmembrane transport. The record is from RefSeq and is a predicted model, not a curated record. NCBI's taxonomy places the organism in Eukaryota, Viridiplantae, Streptophyta, Magnoliopsida, Fabales, Fabaceae. The transcript has 3 exons. Gene Ontology annotation, molecular function: voltage-gated monoatomic cation channel activity. The coding region runs from base 108 to 749 and encodes 213 amino acids.
AGCGUGAGGAUUUUAACGAUUUAUUAUUCCGCGUUUGGAGACAUCAGGCUGUGUUUGGCGCAACCAUUUUUCUCUUGUCUCUUCGCACUUCCCUUCCGUUGUUUACGAUGAAGGCCACGCUCAAAGGCAAGUACGACGUCGACAAAAACGGCGCCGCUUUCGCCACCGUCGCCGUCAACGCCGCCGACGUCAGGUUCCGUGCCUCCGUAACAGAAGCCACUUUCAUCAACGGCCCCAGCCUCACCGGCUUGGCUCUCGCCGUCGAGAAACCCGGCUCCUUCAUCGUCGACUACAACGUUCCCAAAAAGGACUUUCGGUUCCAGUUCAUGAACACGGUUAGGGUUGGAGACAGGGCGUUGAAUUUGACCUACGUGCACAGCAGGGGGGAUAACCGGACUGUACUGGACGGCACCUUUGUGGUGGAUCCCGCGAACAAGGUUUCGGCGAAUUACGCGCUGGACUCGGGGAACUGCAAGUUGAAGUAUAGUUAUGUUCACAAGGGGUUGACCACUAUUGAACCCACCUAUGAUGUGGCGAAGAACACAUGGGAUUUCGCCGUUUCGAGGAAGGUUUACGGUGAUGACUCGUUGAGGGCUUCAUACCAGACAUCCAGCAAGGUUUUGGGAGUUGAGUGGGCGCGGAAUCCUAAACACAAUGCUGGAUUCAAGAUUAUAGCAUCUGUUAACUUGGCUGAGGAGUUGAAAGCGCCCAAACUUAUUGCUGAGACCACAUGGAAUUUUGAGAUGUAGCUUGAUUCCAAUAUAUUGUUUCAAUUGCUUGAUAGGUUUACUGUCAAGUUUUGAAGGCUUUUUCGAUCACACCAUUGGGCAUAUUUUGCCUCUGAAUAUUAUAUUACAUGCUUGAUAGUAUUUUGAUCAUGUUAUGAGCAAUCUGGCAUUAAUUGUCCA